CUGCUGCUGCUGCUGCUGCUGCUGCUGGCAGAAGAGGGGGGAAGUUUGACAAAUCGCCCCGGAGGAAGGAGGAGGGGAAGCCCCCCGAAGAGGAGUCGGCGGAGCCUCAGCCGGCGCUCUCCACUCCCCGGCUCCCGGCUCGGCGCUGGAGCGGCGGCAACAGGCGAAGCUUGAAGGGAAACGAGAUGAUCGCAGUGUCACUCAAACUAGUCCGCAAAGAGAGAGAGGGGCUCCGCACUCCCACCGCCUCCCGCCCCGGACGGCACCUUAACUCUUUGCGCAUCGCGCCGCCGGACAGCCUGCCACCGGCCCGGCCACGGCGGCGGAGAAGCGUCCGCCCGGGGCGGGCGGCGGCAACGGGGUGCCCCCCUCAACCACGGCACCCCCUCCGCCGCCCAACUUCGCCUGCCACCGCUUUCCUCAGCAGCCCACGGCAGCAGAGGGGCUCUGCCCGCCGGACACCCGCACACGGCACGACAUGGCAGCGUAGCCCGCUCCCCUCCCGGCCGGCAGCCCUGCCCUUUCCGCACCCGCGCACACCCCUUCCCAGCCGGACCCCCUCCUCAGCCAUCGCCUGCCGCCACGCUGGGGCACGGGACCCUCCUGGCCCGCAGCCUUUCCCCAUCCCUUACCCCAGUGAGAUGGGCCUGGUACCUGCCCCCGGAGCUUGA
Messenger RNA from Neopsephotus bourkii (Bourke's parrot), 671 nucleotides. RefSeq lists its product as uncharacterized. The transcript is spliced from 2 exons. Bases 186 to 671 code for a protein of 161 amino acids. The record is from RefSeq and is a predicted model, not a curated record. Lineage: Eukaryota; Metazoa; Chordata; Aves; Psittaciformes; Psittacidae.